CUGACCCUCGAUGAAAACUUGCUCACAGACCUUUUGGAGUUGCCAGGAUGGUUACGACUUACUUCUGCCAAGUGCAAUCGGGCAACAUUCAGAAUACAAUGGACCAAGUUGAAGACAGUACCUAUUGUUUUGAACCUCGACGAAGUGCACAUAGCCCUGGAGGUGUGCGAAGAGCCGCGAGUGGUCAACCCCACUGCGGCAGGUGCAAUGCCUAUACCAGGCAAAUACAGCUACAUACACAAGGUCAUAGACGGAAUAUCAGUGGCUGUUAACCAGGUUCAAAUAGACUUCAGGUGUGACGCGUUCACCAGCAGUGUUCAGAUCUCUCGAGUGACCGUGGAGUCAAGGACGCCGGAGGGGCGCAAAGGAGACCUAAGACUGACUAGAAUCAAAUCGCCCGACACCGGACAGCUGCUUAUAUUUAAAGAAUUGGAAUGGCAAAGCGCGCGUAUAGAAGCAAAGGCGCACAGCGCUGCGACGGCCAAUCUACAACCCCUGCGCCUGCUCUUCGGCAAUACCCAUUGCCGUAUUGUCAUCAAGAAACGGCUGUCAGACUGCGCCGUAAUGGGAUCUCGAUUGGCGAUCCGACCCGAACCGCUGGCGUGGGCACUGACGGACGGGCAGCUACGCGCCGCGCUCGCCUGCGCAGCCGCAUUAUCAGAGCCCAUUAAAAAAGCUACCACUGCCGCUACUAGAGCCAAAGCCGUCAGAAAGAUCGAGGAGCCUCGCGAGCAGAUCCAAAGUCGCUCGUCGACGGGCGAUCGCGACAUCCUGGCACGCAUGUUCGCGAAACAUGAUGUUCGCGAGACCUCGUAUCAUCUGCUCGCGCCGAGGAUCGACCUUCACCUGUGCGACGAUCCUGGCUUGGGCAGGUCAGAAAUGCCGUUGCUGACGACUGGCGGUGCUCUACAAGUGACCUUGGUCAGCAUACAGGCAGACUUGUUCCCCUACCACAAAGCCACAGGGGACAGGAGACAUUGGAGAGGAUAUAGAGAGUCAGCAACCCCACAUAGUCAAUGGUUAUCGCAGGCCCUAUCGUCGUUUUGUGGCACGCUGCUGGAGUCACUGGACCCCAGACCUAUUGCACCCAGUAAUAAAACUAGUCAAUCCGAGAGGGUGGAGGAGCCGAUGUCAAACGGCAUCAGCCACAAACCAGCCUCGCAACUCAGUGCUUCCACCGCUCCGUCCAACGCCAACGCUACCUCACAAGCAUCUCCUACACGGACGCGAAUCUUGCAACAACUAGGCAAACUGAUGACUACGUGUCUCGUGCUCAGGAUAGAUGAUUUCACAAUUUACAAGGUAUCAACAGGUUCGAAGUCGCGAGAAACGCCGCGUCCUCUAGUGAGCGCGGAGAAAGCGACACUGCCAGGAGACGCAGGGCUACUACAUGCUGAGCUUACAUUUUUCUAUUACCCUGGAGACGUCUGCUUCCCUGUGCCAGCACCAAAACUUUAUGUACAACUAAGCCCAGUUCGCGUAUCAGUGGACGUAGUGUCCUUCGUAUGGCUGGGCGCGUUUCUACCGCACGUGGCACACGCCGCGUCCGCCGCCGCCGACGAAAGUGAGCAAGAGGCUUAUAUGGAUGUUAGAGCUGAAGCUAUUAUGCCGAAGAUCGUGCUGGAAGCAGGCCCAGAACACGUAUCCCAACAACGGGAUCGCCCGAAAGAAUUGCAGCUGUGUACAGCACGAGCUACUCUCACCAAUGUUCGAGAAUCACCUAGAUCCAAUACUGCAGGGACUCGUGCGGAUUUGGCAGCUAUUUUGGCGGCUCUCCAGCGUUCAGCGCCACCUAGAGGACAGUUCCCGUGCUCGUCUGACGAUCUAGACCCGAUACAUGAAAAGUUUAUACUGCACGCUGAUAAUCUAGACGAUAUAGAGCGCGGCACUGCAGUGACACCUGAGAUGCUAUGGCGGGAGAACAGGUCAAUAUGGUGCGCAAGAGUGGAACCGCUAUGGGCAGACUUUUGCGGUGCCAGAGCCACCAAUUACAAACCUGCGCCACUGCUUGAUGCCACGCCUCUUACUGCCUGGAUGUGCUUCGAUGAUGGUCUCUCGCACAUCUGGGUGGUGGCACGCACGUGCGGGCUGGCGGGACUGCAGCUCAACCACUACCAGUUGCUCUUCCUCAUGAGGCAGCUGGAGCGCAUCUCAGAGAUGACCGCUUGGCUUGCUUAUGAUACUGCGAGACAACCUGAAGCCGAUAACGGAUCUAUAGUAGUAGGCGCAGUGGUUCCCGCGGUGGAGUUAACGAUAGUACUUCCCUCCAACUGUCCAGGACUAGAGUCUUCCCGCGACCUGGACAGCGUGCCGCUGGAUUCCUCCAGCCUUCAAGACCUGAAGAUGGGUUCCGAAGCAACAAUGGCGCCCUCAAUGAUGGAUCGGGACAACACAAGUUUACCGCCCCAAGCGUCCAUUGAAAUCUGCUCGGCGCAGCCGCUGCCCGCUGAGGAGAUACCGCCGCCCAGUCCGGGAUUGAGUUUCGGAGGCGACAUGCCUUUUGCAGGAUUCUCAUCGAUGCGUCGAGGGUUUAACUCACUGGUGACGUCGAUCGACAGCGCCCUUACACGUGACGAUACAAGAAGCGACGCGGCGUCGACCGCGAGCUCGGAUAGCGAUCGUUAUGUAGUCGUUGGAUUGGCGGCCGAAUCCCCUGACGACGCUGACUCUGCCUUUAGAGAGUUCGAACACGGGCGUGUAUCUAGCGGUGUAGAAGUUGCAGCCGAAGUGGUAGAACGAUCAUCCUCGCCUAGCGACCACUCUGUUACGAGCUCAUGUAGACGACGAGAUAUGAUAUCGACAUGCACGUGGCGUCUCAAUAACAUCCACUUAGUACACCAGAGCGGCGGCGGGAAGUCCUGUCUCCGAUUGGUAGCCGACGAUCUCAACACUGACGAAUGCUCUGCCAUUCCUUGGGACGAAUUUCAGAAUAAGUUCUCGAUGCGGGCGCGUGCGUGGACCGAGCCCGCAGUUGACGAGAACGCUGAACUACGUCCGAGGGAAACGCCUAGAGUCGCUGCUAGAUUGAUACAAACUGCAUCGCCUAGAUUACUUAAUGAAAAGGGUGAACCCCAAGGUCUUCAGGCGCCGACGGAGCUCCUAGAAGCAAGAGUGAGAGACCUCAGCCUCGCCCUCAACAUGAGUACUGCGCUUGCGCUAGCCGAGUUCAUUGAAGAUGAGAUUGUGGCGCCACCUAUGCCGCUUGAAAUACUAAUAGAAAACAUAAAACUCCACUUAGAAGAAGAUCGUCCUACGCGUUCCAUAUCAUCCCCUCCACCUCAACCGUUAGACAUAGACCUGACUACGCUGCGAUUAACUCGCGACGUCACCGGCGUCGUCCGUCUAGGACCCCCUAUGUCGACCCCGUCAACAAUCGCGUCGCCGGCAACGCCGCAGCCUCAACCAGAGCUAGAUGCUGCGAAAGAACAUAUUAACAGAUUAAGUACAGAGAAUGAGGAGCUACGAAAACGAUUAGUCACUUUGGCUAGAAUAGCCGAAGACAAUAGAGAAUUAAGAGCGAAAGUAGAAGAAGCGUCCGUAUUGCGUCAGUGUGUGCAUGCAGCGCAGCAAGAAGCAGCUAGUCUGUUGGCUGACAAGCAGGAGUUGCUGGAGGCCGUUAGAAUACUUCAGGAGCAGAUUUCAGGAGGUUGUCGCGGGAAAAGAUAGCGGUCCCGCGGCGGUCAGCCGCCGAAUUGCCUUGACUGUACCGCCUGCUGCGGUGAUCACCAAACUUAGACCCUUGUACAUCUUAAUAUUAGUAUAGAACAACAGUUCAAGUUACACUGGUAUAUUUACCUACUUAGAUUAGACCUAGAUUAGACGUUUUAAGACCCACGUUCAUCUUACCACAAGUACAACCGUCAAAGGUAUAUGGGUUGGUCGUUGUAAGAUCCUCGUUUGCCUUAUUACAAUUAUAUAGAACAACAAUUCGAGGCUUACUGGUAAUUGGGGAAUACUAUAGUAAGCAGCACUAAAAAGUAUUUAUCUGCUGCCAAUAAAGAAGAAAAUAAUAAUAUCUAGUUGGUACCUUUGUUACCCGCCAGUAUAUUGACAAC
This is a messenger RNA of Hyposmocoma kahamanoa, 4055 nucleotides long. Its product is annotated as UHRF1-binding protein 1-like. Lineage: Eukaryota; Metazoa; Arthropoda; Insecta; Lepidoptera; Cosmopterigidae. Bases 208 to 3666 code for a protein of 1152 amino acids. The transcript is spliced from 27 exons. The record is from RefSeq and is a predicted model, not a curated record.